Molecule: messenger RNA, 486 nt
Organism: Eimeria maxima
Lineage: Eukaryota; Apicomplexa; Conoidasida; Eucoccidiorida; Eimeriidae
Product: translation initiation factor eIF-5A, putative
Exons: 1
Coding region: 1-486 (161 amino acids)
Biological process (GO): positive regulation of translational termination; positive regulation of translational elongation
Molecular function (GO): translation elongation factor activity; ribosome binding; RNA binding
Source: RefSeq, a predicted model, not a curated record
AUGUCUGACGCUGAAGAUGUAACAUUUGAGACAGCAGACGCUGGUGCGUCUUUGACGUAUCCAAUGCAAGCGGGUUCAAUAAAGAAGAAUGGAUUUUGUAUGCUAAAAGGGAAUCCAUGUAAAGUAGUAGAUUAUUCAACAUCUAAGACGGGUAAACAUGGGCAUGCAAAGGCACAUAUUGUUGGUCUAGAUAUAUUUACAGGAAAGAAAUAUGAGGAUAUAUGUCCAACUUCUCAUAAUAUGGAGGUACCUAAUGUAAAAAGAACAGAGUAUCAAUUAAUAGAUGUAAGUGAUGAUGGAUUUGUAUCUCUUCUUCUUGAUAAUGGGGAUCUAAAAAGUGACUUAACUCUACCUAAAGAUAGUGAAGGAAAUCUUGAUGAAGUUGCACAACAAAUUAAAUCUCUAUUUGCUGAUGGUAAAGGUAUUCUUGUCUCUGUUCUUGCUGCAUGUGAUAAAGAAAAAAUCGUUGCAUGUAAAGAAUUAUAA